CGCCAUCUUGGUUGUAAUGUUGGAAAUUUUCUCGCAUUUUUAAAAACUUUUUGUUUAUUUGAUAUAGAAAAUUUGCCGUAUUUACGGCGACUACAUGGUGAGACAAAAGAUGUAGUGAUGCAAAUAUCAGGCUUGUUUUUUGGCUGUCAGGUAAUCAAAUAAUUCACCAUGUCGAGAGCAGCAGUAAGCAAAUCUCGAGCAGAGAAAGGAGGAAAAACGCAGGGGUCGGCUCCCACACCUGCUAUUUCUCAUGAAAUAGUGCCAGGGAAAUUUAACGAUACUGAUUGGAAUUUUAUGCUUGAAAGAGAUGAUGGAGAUGAUUUCUUGGAUGACAUUGUUGAGGAGCUGUGCUCUAAAACAAUGCAAAUCAUUCAUGAUAAGUACAUUCAGCGACAACUACUUCCAUACACAAUUAGCCAGGCCAAGGAGGCAAUUCUUCAAAUAAUUGAGUGGCAGUUCUUGUCUCGUGAUGAGGGAGAACCUGAAGCAGAGUCUGAUCCAAGUUGGCUUGAAGAUGAAGAGCCCCAACCAGCAGUGUCAGACUGCUGGGCCCAGGGUUCAGUGCCCAAGCACAAGGUUGAAGUCAGCAGGGAGCCAACACCAGUAGAAGUAGAAGAGCCUGAGGAGGCAGAAGUAUCCACAGAAGAGCCAGCAGAGACAGCACCUAUAGAGGAACCAGUAGACAAAAUAGAAGAGAAUAACAACUUUAUACCACACCCUCCCUUAGAAGAUACAGCAGAUAAAGCAAUUGAUGAUAAGAAGCCUGAGAGCAAAGAAUCUACAAAAUCAAAGAGAAAGAUAAAGUUCAAACCAUACACUGGCCGCUUGAAAUCUGCGGGUGUGAGCAAGAUGACAGAGAGUUUGGAAGAUACAGAGAUGAAAAUGUUGGAAGAGGAAUGGCGCAAACAAUCACAGUCCAUUAUUGAUGAACAAAAAGAGAAAUAUGACAAGUUGCUACAGAUGCCUCUGUCUUGUCAUUCUAUAUUAAAGAUGCAGUCUGGUCGUCCUCCAGGUCACAAAGAUGUCACUUAUGAUGAGAUGGGGAAUGUAGUGGCUGUUAUGAAGAUCAACCCUGACAAGUUGCCAACUCAUAGGGUGAAGGUGAAAUACCAUGUAAUAGACCCAGCUGUAGAGGCAGCUCAGGCCAGACUGGAGGCCAUGAGAACUGGACGUUACCUGACCGCCAAGACCAAAAGUAAGAAGACAGCAAAACCAUCCACUACUGUAACAGAUAGGCUGCCCACAACAGAUAUUGUUUCCACGGCAAAAACAGUUAACUUGCUGUCCACUGCUGGCAUGUCCAUGACUCAGCAAGCUGUUAGGAAGGAGACAGUGGGUCCCCUGCCACCCCCUCUGAUAGAGUCCAUGGAUGUGUCUCCAGGGGUGGUGGUCAGGGAAGGGCACAGGGUCAAGAAAGGACCAAGACAGCAACCUCGCCAGGCAGAUGUUAUUACUGAGCAGCAGCUCCGUCCAGUUAACCUCCACAAGCAAGUGCCAGUUAUGACUGUGACAGAACUACUGGAGGGACAGUCCCCAAUUCUAAGGCCGCUUGGGAGCUCACCCCCAAUACCACCAAUUACACCCAAUGGGUCACAUAGACAAAGGGUUAUGAUGGAGUCUUAAUGUUGGGAAAUGGGCCCUAAAUGACAGUUAUACACCCGGAUAUGUUACUGCCAUAUUCAGGGGGUCUUAAAUGGCAUUUAUACCACCUGAAUAUGGAUUUGAACAUUCACAUUUAUACACAAUAGAAUAUUGUGUUAAUAUUGAAUGAUUUUGUCUCAAAUGCCUGGGUAUUAAAUAACAUUUGAUACCACUAAAGUGAUGCUUCAGUCCCGAACACUUUGAUUUAAAUCUCCAAGUUUUUAAAUGACAUUCUACACCAUUAAAUAUGGUGGUUAUGAAUAUUUGGAACAUAAGUGGCAUUUAAGUCCUUUAAGAUUGGAGUCCUUAUCAAUACAAAUGGUUAUAAAAUGCCAUUUAAUCAUACCAGUUUCAACAUUUAAUUUCACAAGUAUGAGGAGUCAAGGGUUCUUAAUCUGAGGAUGCAGAUUUAAUGUCAUUUCUUUAAAAAUAGAAAAUGAUUUAAUGGAAAUUAUAAAAUGUGAAACUGUAUGCCUUUUGUGUAUUGUAAAUAAUAAUUGUUUUGGUAUUUAUAUCUAGCAUUGCUGAGUUUUUUUGUUCUUUUGUUUGUCAUUGCCCCCCUCCUAUAUGUGAUGCUUCAAUGGAUAGCAAUUUUCGUAUAGAGCUUUUAAGAUGAAUUGUAUUUCAAGUCCUGCUUAAGUUUACUAAUAUUUAAAGAUGCCCAGACAUUAAACAACCAUGUCAAAGUUGCACCUUAGGUAGUAUAAUUCGUUGAAA
This is a messenger RNA of Lingula anatina, 2358 nucleotides long. RefSeq lists its product as uncharacterized. The record is from RefSeq and is a predicted model, not a curated record. NCBI's taxonomy places the organism in Eukaryota, Metazoa, Brachiopoda, Lingulata, Lingulida, Lingulidae.